This is a messenger RNA of Suhomyces tanzawaensis NRRL Y-17324, 2475 nucleotides long. It is a transcript of the gene SSY5, whose product is annotated as Ssy5p. The coding region runs from base 1 to 2475 and encodes 824 amino acids. The record is from RefSeq and is a predicted model, not a curated record. The transcript has a single exon. Lineage: Eukaryota; Fungi; Ascomycota; Pichiomycetes; Serinales; Debaryomycetaceae.
AUGUCGAUGAAACGAUUUUUGAGUAGGGGAAGCAAAGAUGACAAGGAGAAGUCGAAGGAGAGAACGAGCUCCACGGGUGGUUCUGACAACCAGGAGAUAGCGCCUGUGGCUAGCGGCAACACCGAGGGCUCUCGAGACUCCAUCACCGAGAUGUAUCCGAUGUUCGAAGGGCUGUCUGCAGAUGACAGUCUCAAGGGGCCCCAGAAGUUCAGUUUCACCAACGAUCCCAAACUUGCCAACCCUUCUAUCCUGAGCAAACCAGCGUCCGUGUUCACCAAGGAUUCGGAUUAUAUGGGCAAGUCGAUUUUCUCCAAGAGCAGAAAGACGUUUUCCACCAAGCAGUCGUCAUUUGGGGCGUCGAGCGAUCAGGGAGGAAAGAAAGACUCGUCAACUUCGUUCACCUACAGUCAGCCUUUGCAGAUUUUGAACAUGCCAGAGGAGAGCACUCAGGACGCCCACAACAAACCUCCCCAUGAAAGUAUUGCUGAUAAGUUGCAGCAGCUUUACGAUGAUUUGGCGUUUAUCAUCCACCAGUUCGAUAACUCGAUCAUCAACUUAACUACAGCGGUGAUCAACUCGAUAGACUGUUUCAAGAAGUUCAUUGCUUAUGUUGAGGACCUCAAGAUAAGCAAACCAGAGGCAGAGUGGCGUUUUACAACCUACAAUAAUUCGAACUUGAGAAAGAUCAUGAAAAUGUACCUCCACUUUUAUGAUAAUUUACUUAAGGAUGAAGUAUACAUCAAACUUAAGUUACUCUUGGUCAAAAACUUUAAUGACUUUUCUUUGAGUUUGAAUUCUAAUGUCACCGAACAUGAUGCCCCUCAGUCCAUAGUGAAGCCUCAGAAUUUUGCUAUAGGGAUCAAUCAAGGAUUAUCUUUACCAAACGAGGAUGUCCUUACCAGAAUUAUUGAAAAGAUCUCGAAGACUUUUGUUUCACUCAAGGAACAGAAUGGUUCGUUUAUUGCCCCAAUAGCUAGAGGAAUAAGCAAUGAUUUACACAUUCUUUGUCUCUAUUUCGGAUAUCCAAACCCCACUGACUACCACGUUAAAUUAACUCAGAGUUUACAUGGUCUUUAUGAUGACAUCCAUAUAAUAGUGAUGAAGAAUCAGAUUGAUUUGGCUUCAACAACAGAAACUCCUGUAUCGAAAUUCGCUCAUUUGAAGUCAUACAAGGCGACCAAUCCAGUUACACCAGAGAUUUCGACCACUCAACCGAGCUUCGUUCAGCCUACCAACCCUCAGAAAUUCAAGCUACCAUUCAGAAUUCCUACUGAUAGUCAGAGACCUCCAAUCUCUCUUUCAUUAUCAAUUGAAAAUUCUGUCCGCACUUCCGGAACAUUGGGUGGUUACAUUUACCCAAUAAUUGAUUUGAAGAAGCAACCUCAUUUAGAGUCUUAUACCAACUCCAAAUUUGCUCUUUCUUGUGGCCACGUGUGUCUUGACACAACGACUGGAUCAACUACUACGGAGUACCCUCAUGUCUCUGCUCCACUGUCGGUGUUGAUCAAGUUGUACAAGCAAGCAUUGAUUGCACAGUAUCAGAAAGUGAUGAGCAGUAACAACGGAAGUGAUGAUAUAUUGAUUGCCGAAUCUCGUGCAGCUUAUGGAUCAGUGAUCAAGCAGGUGGAAGAGAUGUUCCCUUUGAAGAGAGUCAAAAUCAAGGACCCAAAGACCAAGCAAGAAGGCUACGAAUUGCGGAACUUACCCCAAACCAGAUUUGGACAGAUUAUCUGGGGUGAAAGAACGUUGGUUGAUCUGAAGAAAGGUGAGAAGGACACAGAGAGAAAGUUGUCGGAUUUGGCAAUCAUUAAAGUCAAUAAGAACUUGAUUUGCGAUCAAAAUUACUUGGGUGAUGAUAUACCAUUCAAUGAGUUCGAUCCUGCAUUGAUGUUUGAUAAUUUAUACGUACGGAAGGUGAUCGAUUUGGAAAGACACAGCCCCAGGACGAUGGACUUGAAUGUGGACGAGGUGGAUGAAGAUUUGCCUAUCGAUCAUAACCCUGAUACCUACAAUGGGUUGCCAGUGUUCAAGUAUGGUUCUACCACUAAGUUCACCAAAGGGAAUUUGAACGGCAUCAAGCUCGUGUACUGGUUGGACGGUGCCAUUCAUUCCUCUGAAUUCAUUGUGAAUUCUAUCGAGAACAAUUCUGCUUUUGCUGCUGGCGGUGAUAGUGGUUCGUGGAUUUUGACCAAGCUUGAAGAUAUCGAACAAAAUGCUAAGGGAUUGGGAGUGGUUGGUAUUUUGCACUCUUACGAUGGUGAAUUCAAGCAAUUUGGAUUGUACACUCCUAUGUGUGAGAUCUUGACUCGUUUGAAGGAGGUUACUGGAAUCAAGUGGGGAGUUGUUGGGGUUACACCCGAGAAGGGCGAAGAGUACGAUAGCGAGGCAGACUUGAGCAGCGAUGCCGACAGUACGUACAGUGAUGAAGCUGAUAGCGAUUUUGAAGACGAGGCAUAUCCUCCAGAAGUUGACUAA